Messenger RNA from Mycena citricolor, 2154 nucleotides. The record is from the annotation of a GenBank genome assembly. NCBI's taxonomy places the organism in Eukaryota, Fungi, Basidiomycota, Agaricomycetes, Agaricales, Mycenaceae.
UUGAGAGAUCGCCAGCACUAGAGACACGCGAGGAGAGCUGAGAGAGUGAUUGAGAACCAUAAUUCCCAAACAUACGUAAACUUGUCGCGAGAUUCGAACAGGAACGCUAGUGUGGGUAAGAUGAACUUUAAGCUCUUCAAAUUGUGUGGAAAGCCGUUCUGUGAUUCGAGACUUGACCAAAAUGGCGGCCCAUCCCAAACAGGUGUACACACAUCAAAGUGAAGUUGUCUCCUCCUCCCAGUAACUUCGAAGCCAUCCUGCUGCGGCCGACCUUCGGGUGCCAUGGCUCAUCUUCUGGAAUUCGAGACAGCGCUGAAAGAAGUGGUGAACGCAAAACGACUUUCAGCCUCAAAGAUGAACAAUUUGACGGAGAUCGCUCUCAAGUCUAUGGCGGACGACACUCAGCUCGUCUCUAUCCUUUUUCGCACACACAAGUCGUUGCAAUCUGCUGCCAAGAUAUCGAGUCUCUACGUCUUUGACGCCCUGGCUCGAGCUGCACGUACUCAAGUUUCCAAGCAUGGACUUACUGGCGACAUCAACACCCAUCCUGGUAACUGCGCUACCUUCCUACUGAAGCUGGAAGGCAUUCUUGACGGCUUGUUCCAAAACAUGGCUUCCGUCCCACUACCAGAGGCAAAGGAAAAGUCGAAAAAAGUUCUCGAUAUAUGGGUGAAAGGGAGCACGUUCCCUGCCUCCGUUCUAGCUCGGCUCAAAGAAGUGGUGAGCAACGAACCAGGAAAAGAUAACGGAGUAAAAGUGCCGACCGAUCCGCGUCUCCACGCUGCCGCACCUCCUCCGACUGUCAUACCAUCAUAUGCCGUGCCACCAGCUGCUCCCAGUGCCGAUCCCCAGGCUACACUUCUUGCCCUGCUCACACAGGCUGCGGCCAAUAACGCUGCUGCCCAAGCACCUCCGAUUCCGAUUCCUCCUCUACAGCCCAACUAUCAACAGGCUGCUUUGCUGCAGCAGCUUUCUCUCGUUGCCAGUCUUGGAAAUGUCUCUCAGCCUCCUGUUCCUGCAGCGAUUCCUGCCUAUCCUUCUGUAUCACCACCGCCAUAUGCGCCCAAUGGGGGAGACCGAAGGGACCCGAGAGUCGAUGGCAACGACUAUCGAAGAAACGACGAACGAGCCAGCUUCCGUCGUGGCCCUCCUGGCCGCUACGAUAGCCGUGACCGCGACCGUGACUCUCGCGAUUACGGGCACAAAGACGACAGAAGAGGUGGCCGACGCGAUAGCAGAUCUCGCAGUCCGCCAAGCCGAUUUCCUGGGCGGCGCGAGGUCCGCCCCUACAGUCCGCCUCGUCGACCUUCUCUGCCCGAACCAGCACCGCCACAGCCCGUCGGACGAGCCCCCGCCAGGACCGCACCGGGGAAGGAUGAAUUCGGGAGAGAUAUCCGGCCCGCAUCGCCUUCCCCGGAACCACCUGACGAUCUUGUCGCACCACCACCGAAAUCUCCGCCCGCGCCCGUAGUCUCUCCGCGUGUAGAACGCGAGCCCGCUGAUGCGCCUGCUGCGAGUAAUCACGAUCAUCAGAUGUCAUUACCAUCCUCGGUAGAUGCUACAAGCCUUGUCUCGAAUAAAAUUCCGUCCAAGCAGGGCCUCGAGAGUUUUAAUCUGGCGACGUUUGAUUUCACUGCCGCAACUUCGUGGGAGACGCUUGGGAAUUUGUGGCAGGUCACACACGGUUACCCGCCGUCGACCGAGGAGCUCAUGGCUUUUGUCAUGUCCGGAGGCCAGAUGCAACCGUCCCAGCAGUUGUCCCACCAAAAGCAGCAGCAGCAGCAGGUGUCACAGCAGCAACAAUGGGGCCGUCAAGGCCAGCCAAGUAGUCGCGGUGGAUUUCGGGGCAGGGGCGGCAACUUCAGAGGAUCGGGCAGAGGGAACCACGGUGGCGGGAACCACUACGGCGGUGGCUAUCGGGAGGACGGUGGUAGUCAGUGGCAGAGCAGUGGGUCCGGAGACACAGACGCGGUCGUACUUGGAGGCGGCCAGGAUAUCUCUUCGAUUCCCGACGCAGGCGCCUCUGGAGGACGGAUGCAGAAAGUGGGAGAGAAAUGGCUUUUUGUACGGGAAGAAUAAGUAUCUUUCGUUUAUCAUUAUUGUUUGGCCGCUAGUACGAUAUCCAAAUGCACGCAUAUCAGUAAAUGUUCAAAG